Messenger RNA from Aspergillus japonicus CBS 114.51, 608 nucleotides. RefSeq lists its product as uncharacterized. NCBI's taxonomy places the organism in Eukaryota, Fungi, Ascomycota, Eurotiomycetes, Eurotiales, Aspergillaceae. Bases 1 to 366 code for a protein of 121 amino acids. The record is from RefSeq and is a predicted model, not a curated record. The transcript has a single exon.
AUGGUGUCUUCCGACGACUGGAUCUACGGGUUUGGUAAACUCAGUAUCAGGGGGGAGGAUCCUGACAAGGAGGAAGAGGAGAAGGAGGAGGAGGAGAAGGACGAAGAGGCGAAGGACGAAGAGGACGAGGAGGACGAGGACGAGGACGAGGAAGAGGACGACAAUGGGAAGGAUGCCUGUGAUAGAUAUCUUGAGGAGCAGGACUACGAGCAGAGAAGGACCAAGAAGUUUCACAAUUCGCGGGGGCAUGAGGAAUUCUUCUUUCCGGACAGGGAUGUCAGUAGUGAUGAGGAUCAGGAUUAUCCCGAUAGUGAUGACGAUGAUCGUGACAAGGAUCCGGAUUAUUGCGACGGUGAUGAGAAUUAGCAUUCUCCUUGGUGCCGUCUCCAAGUGAGGGCGAGCAAUGAAUUCUGCUUGUGUGAUGUUGGGCUUUGGUUUGCUGAUGUGUAGGAUGGGAUAGAGGCAUAGUUCGUUGUUUGGGUUUCCGGUUACAGCACAGCACGCCUUUGUAGGACGACUUGCUUGCUUGUAGGAGGAGUUGGGGGGUGCUUUGGAUGGGGAGAGUUCUGAGAGACAUCCAUCGCCUUGAGGGUUAGCGAGAAUCCAUC